CGAAGUCUUCUCCCUUGUCCUCCCCUCUCACCCGCCCAUUCGUUACCUAUAUUUCCCACCUUCUCAGUCCCCCGCUUUUCUUUUUGAGAAGCCAUCAUCCUGUGAUGUGUGGUCACUCCGCCUCUUCACAGAUGAUGCUCGCGUCCUGUCAAUUUCUUUUCUGAGAGGAAGAGUUGAGGAAGGGGGAAAAGAAAACAAGAGGGUCUGCGGGGGUAGCGCAGUUAAAACAUCCAUGGGUGGUUGUGUGGGCAGUCACCAUGAUUCUUCAGGCAGUUUAAACGAAAAUUCGGACGGAACUGGAGUGGCUCUGGGGCGUAACCAGGCCUUGAAGAGAGAGAAGCCCAAAUGGAAGAGUGACUAUCCAAUGACGGACGGCCAGCUGCGCAGUAAGCGGGAUGAGUUCUGGGACACUGCGCCCGCCUUCGAGGGCCGCAAGGAGAUCUGGGAUGCGCUCAGGGCCGCCGCCCAGGCCUUCGAGAGCAACGACCAUGAACUGGCCCAGGCCAUCAUCGACGGGGCCAGCAUAACAUUGCCACACGGCGCACUGACGGAGUGUUAUGACGAGCUGGGGAACCGCUACCAGCUGCCAGUCUACUGCCUGUCUCCACCCGUCAACAUUAUCGAGGAGAAGAGUGACCUGGAGAGUCUGGAGGUCAGCGAGCCGCCCCCCAGCGAGGGCCAUGAGUGCCAGCUGCGCCUGCGCCUGUCCACGGGCCGGGACCUGCGCCUGGCGGUGAGGACCACGGACACGGUGCAGCACAUGAAGCGGCGGCUGCAGGCGGUGGAGGGCGUGGCGGCGGCCACCCAACGCUGGUUCUUCUCGGGCCGGCCGCUCACAGACAAGAUGAAGCUGGAGGAGCUGAAGAUCUCCAGGGACUACGUGGUGCAGGUGAUCGUCAGCCAGCCGCCCGCCCCCCUGCCCACCCAGGCACCGCCCGCCCCCACACCAGCCACGCCCGUCAUGCUACCCCAGGACCCAACGCCCGUGGAAAACUAGUGCCUGGCACCCGGACAGGGCACGCAUGCAGGAAGGGAGAGGACCACAAUGGGAGGACCAGCUUGUCUAAGAGAGCGAAAGAGAGAAGGGUGGAAGUGUGUGUUUGUGUUGAGAUGGUUUGUGGGUAAGGGGUGUGUGUGUGUGUGUGUGUGUGUGAAGGAGCUAAGGAGGUAGAGGGUUAAACACGUGUCUUUAAAGGGGCUGGAACAGGACUAGAGAACCAAGGUGAGCUGAGCCGAGCUGUGUGGUCAUUGAAAGGGUUUGUUUACAGUUGUGAGGGUUUGUUAAGCUGUAUUCCCUCCCUGUCUCUUCUUCUCCCUCCUCGACGGGAUGGGGAGGUUAUUCUGCAAGGCAUGCUGGGAUAGCAGCUGGGGUGUGUCUGUGUCUCAGCAGGAGCAGGAAGACUCCGCCUCCUCGACUGAAGACAACUAACCAGGAGCAGGAAGAGACUCCACCACAAGACAGGACCACCUGCCAACCUGGCUUUUAACAAAUCAACCUUUUUCAAAAACUAUUUUCAAAAACUUGUCUUGCUUUUAGUGGAAACUGAACAACCAAAAAAAUGCAGAUCUGGGGAAACUAUAAGGAACGGGGAAGAAUAGACAGUAACAACUUUUUCAUUUUGCAUUGUUUCUACUAUUGUUUUGAUUUCACUGCUGUUGCAUUUUAGUCCUUGUCUUUGUCAAGGAUGAUUCUGUAUUGAUUUGGAGGACUGUGUCGAUGUUCCAGAACCUCCUACCUGCCUGCCUGCUCUCCAUCUCCUCUGUAGCUUCAAGUCAGUCAGCGGUCAGUCCUUCUAUUGCUUUGUUUGUUAUGCACCUUACCUGUAGCAGUUUUGACCUGUAGCUUCUUUCUGCAGACAUUACAUGUAGCUCCGCCAGUCAACUCUUCUUAAGUAGAUGAAUCACAUGUUGUGGACUAUAACUUUUAGUUCCGAUCUUGGUUUGUGAAGUUAGGCCGUCACUGCGGCAGAUUAGUUCCCUUCUCAUUCUCCAGUAAACAUCCCAUCAUGUAAACUUGACACUCUCACUCUCCGUUUGACUGUAUGCACCAGUAGGUUUCCAGUUAUAACCUGUGUAGAACUUAAAAAGGACAAUGUUGUACAAACUGAAUGUGCUGGGAUGAGGUGUCAUCGCAAACUUUUGAAUGGCACUGUGUUUAGAAAUUCUGCUUCACUAUACUUUAAGAUACUUAUCAGAGCAGUGUGUAAUCAAUUUGUGUGCGUGUGUGUGAUAGAGAAAUAGAGAGUAAAUGCAUGUUUGAGAGGUUGUCGAGAGAAAGUGUUGGAUGUACAGCUAUGUUCAUGUGUACAAUAUCUUCUGGUGAUGAGGCAGACCUCAGAACAUACUAAGAAGAGGUUACAACUUUAGCAGGUCUCUAGGGGUUGUACUGUGGAGUGUGGACAUAAAUCACACCAGAGGUCUUGUCCUCCUCCUGUAGUUCAUUAUUCUGCUUCUCUCUUUGUGUGUGUUAAUGCACAUCAAGACUUAUUCAUGAAAAAUGAAAUUCAGAAACCCAGUUGCAUAUUUUGAAAUAGAAUGUUUUUAAUUAAAUGGACCAAAAUUUGUACUCCA
This is a messenger RNA of Coregonus clupeaformis (lake whitefish), 2571 nucleotides long. RefSeq names its product ubiquitin domain-containing protein 2-like. Gene Ontology annotation, molecular function: protein binding. The transcript is spliced from 3 exons. The coding region runs from base 233 to 997 and encodes 254 amino acids. Lineage: Eukaryota; Metazoa; Chordata; Actinopteri; Salmoniformes; Salmonidae. The record is from RefSeq and is a predicted model, not a curated record.